AUGGAGGACGGUCUGCUGGAGAUCAUGACCAAGGACGGCGGCGACAUGCCGGCACCUCUGGAGGUGUCCACCGUGCCGGCCGUUGGGGACGUGAUCUCCGGCGAGUACAACGGCGGCAUGAAGGAACUAAUGGAGCACCUGAAGGCCCAGCUGCAGGCCCUGUUUGAGGACGUGAGGGCCAUGCGGGGGGCCCUGGACGAACAGGCCUCGCACAUCCAGGUGCUCUCAGACGACGUGUGCGCCAACCAGCGAGCCAUUGUCUCCAUGUGCCAGAUUAUGACCACGGCGCCCCGCCAGGGCGGCCUGGGCGUGGUCCGCGGCAAGGGUAGCUUCCCGGGCGCCCCCAAAGAGCCCGAGACCCCUUCGCCUGGAAUCGAGGACAGCGCUUUACUGGGUCGCGAUCCUGAGGACGAGGACGACGACGAUGAAGAAGAGAAGGAAAUGCCCCGCUCCUCCACACCCACUAGUCACUGUGAGGGCUCAGAGAGCCCCUGUGCCGGUCUCCUUGGGGGGGACGGGCCACUUGUGGAGCCCCUCGAUCUGCCCGACAUUACCCUGCUGCAGCUGGAGGGCGAGGCCUCCCUGUGAGGGGCACCGAGGGGCACUACUUUCCCGAGCUGGCUUUGGGUUUCCGAGUGCAUGACGUGAGUGGACUGAACGGCGCGGUGCAGCACGCUUCCCUCCGACCGCUGCUCUGGGGGUCAGGCAGAGAGAGACUCCUUGAGGAAGGAUUUCUAGGGUGAAGGACUUUGGGAGCAUCGAGAAUUCUUUCUGCCUAACCAAGCGAGACGUAGCAAACUGCGGAAAGGUGAGGUUCCGGGAGAGGAAGCGCCCAUCUCUGGACUCCUAUCCAUCCCCUACCCUGCCCUUUCCCCCUCCUCAGCCAACAGGAGAACCCCUGAAUUGUGUAAAUAAAACUCUGCUUUUUCUAUUCUGAAAAAGGACUUAGCUAGGACUAUGGCAAAUAGUCUCUAACGAUUUACCUAGAAAUUAAGGAAUUGGGGCAUUCUGUUCUGGCAACAGAAAAUUUCCCCUUCUGCUGAAAUCCAAGAUAUUCGGCGCUCUGCAGAAGCCUCUCCCCUCACACAGAUCUUCGCGGCUGCUGAUUGGUAAAGGAGGCUUGAGGAGGGAACUGCAGCCCUAGGAAUCUGGGAGAAUGGGGUUCCCAGGGCUCCUGGGCUAGGAGGAGCUGGCUGUGAAUGUGCAUGAAGACAAAUAGCUCAACCUCUAGGAUUUUGCAUGCAGAGCGGAUCCUGCCUUGUCACUGACUACAUCUGGAAUUGCUUUUUCCACUCACUGGGACUUAGAGAACAAAGAGCCCAGUCCACAGGCAGAGACUUGGGGGUUCUCAGCAACAGCCCAGAUUUAGGGGACAUUUGAGGGGCUCUUGGGGGCCGCAUCCAAAAACUGUCUCUCUCCUGGCUACACCCGCUUAACUUCAGUUCCUUUUCCUUUCGAUAUGUCCCUGCCCACUGCCUCUCGGUCUGGCUUCCAUGUCUUGUGUGUGUUACGUGUGUCCACUUGUGUAGUAGUGUGUGAGCCCUGAGGGGCAGGGCGUGUGGCUCUGGUUUUAGGUUCAGGGGGCUUCAGACCCUUCUGUGAGCCCCAGGCUACCAUGGCACUUACCCCUCUCCUUCCCUCUUUCCCCCCACAGUCAGGGCAUGCAGCAUGUGACUGUCCUGAGGUUCUUAACUGAUGUGCCUCCCACCUCCUCAAGUGGUGACUUUGUGUGCCCUUCCUCCUCCUCUGUGUAUUCCUUCUCAAUGCUUUUCUUGGUGUUAACCUUAAUAAAGAGGCAUCAUCUCCCCUUCUUGCCUGCUGGUACUAGGGGGAUGUCAGGGUUGGGCUUCUCGGCUCACUGCAUGGACCAGGGCUCAGUGGGAACUGCAGGGACCACGUCUUCCCUCCUCUCUCCUUGCUUCUGGUUCCAAGGAGAUGACCAUACCUGCCCUAGUCAGAACAGGCAUUGCCUACGCUUCUGCUUUCCCUUCCACCCUGGACCUUGACUCCCAGCUGGACUGGGAAAGGACAGGGUAUGUGUUGAGACUCCCAAACUAACAAGGGUUUUUUAAUAGCCAGAACUCCAGAUGUGCAAGAGACUUCUUUUCAGUGAAGCACCUGACCCCCGCCCAAGAGAUGAUUUCUAAACCCAAGUCCUGAAAUGGCCUGACACCUGUUUCACGGGAGGGUUCAGGAGGGGGUAUUGUUUGUGAGGCAUUGCUGGGGAUCUCCGAGAGCCCCAGCCGAGCGACACAUCACAAAGGAAACUGCAAUGACUGCCUCAGCCUCCAGUGGAUAAUGUCUUACUCCGGGGAGCUUAGACUGACAUCAGCUCUCCUCAGCUCCCUUGGGCUUCAGAGAUUUCCCAAGGCUGCCCCAGAAAAUCUGGAAGAAGAAUAAGCUGGGGGGUGGUGUGUGUGUGUGUGAGCUUGCUGCUGGUUGCUGUGGAGAGAGCUCUGGAGUCCCGGAUCUGGGCUUGAAUCUCAGUUCCAGCACUGAUGAAUGCUUGAGAUUUAGAUUCUGCAUUGUGUAAAAUGGGGACAAAAAGUUUUGGGGGAGAAAAAUAUCUAAGGCUCCUGGGAAGUCUUGUGCAAAUGUUAGUUGUCUUAUAUGUAGUUCUCUUGGAAUAGGGUGGGUGGGGGAAUGGUGAUGACUGACUCCUCUGGGAAAACAAAAUGACCUAGAGAAGGUU
Messenger RNA from Phyllostomus hastatus (greater spear-nosed bat), 2692 nucleotides. It is a transcript of the gene CCDC184, whose product is annotated as coiled-coil domain containing 184. The record is from RefSeq and is a predicted model, not a curated record. The transcript has a single exon. The coding region runs from base 1 to 588 and encodes 195 amino acids. NCBI's taxonomy places the organism in Eukaryota, Metazoa, Chordata, Mammalia, Chiroptera, Phyllostomidae. Gene Ontology annotation, cellular component: cytoplasm.